AUGACUAGAAUCGUUGUCAUUGGCGCCGGUGUUGUUGGCUUGACCACCGCUUAUCUGCUGUCAGAAAAAGGCUACGACGUUACCAUCAUCGCUAAACAUCUUCCUGGCGACUUGUCUAUAGAGUACACAUCGCCGUGGGCAGGUGCUAACUGGUCCAGUUUUGCGACUAAGGACAAUGUUGUAGUGCAAAACCUCGACAAAGCGGCCUAUCUCAAGUUCCUCCAUCUGGCUGAGAGAGUUCCCGAAUCAGGCAUAAUCGUGAGAGAAUGCAUGAACUACGACAGCGUUGCCAAAAUACAAGGGAAAACAAAAGAUCAAUACACGCCCUGGUACUCUUCUUUUGUGGAAGAUUUCAAGGAAUUGCCUCUUGAAGAUUUGCCCGAGGAAGUGGGCUAUGCCUAUUCGUUCAAGACCGUGGUCAUCAGCACCUCCAUUUAUCUGAACUAUCUUUUGAACAAAUGCGUGCAAAACGGGGUCGUUCUGAAGAGAAAAGUGCUUAAUCAUAUUGACGAAUCAUUUUCUCUGCAUUCUACUGGUUUAAGAGUUGAAGUCGUGGUGAACUGCUCUGGCCUCCUCUCUGCAAAGCUUGGUGGGGUCAAGGACCCCAAUGUGUUCCCUAUCAGAGGCCAAACCAUGCUGGUUGAAAACGUGAUGGACAGACAAUUUUCGUACGAUUACAGAGAUCCUGAACACCCGGAGGAUAUUUUCUAUGUCAUGCCUAGAAGAGAGGGAGGCUCGAUUGUUGGUGGCUGUUUCAUCCCCAACAGUGACUCUGACGAGAUUGAUCAUGAACAGGCCAAUAGAAUGAAGGCGAUGGCUAUGAGGUGGUGUCCCGACCUGGUUGACCAGAAGAAGGGAAACCCCCCAAACUUGAACGUUUUGAAAUAUCAAGUUGGCCUGAGACCCGGUAGGAAGGGAGGCUACAGAAUAGAAGCAGAAGGUAAUGUGGUUCAUAAUUACGGUCAUGGAGGUGCUGGGUACCAGUCGAGUUACGGGUCUGCUGAAAAAGCCAUUCAAUUGAUUGAACAGAUUCUAAACAGGCCAAAAUUGUGA
This is a messenger RNA of Kuraishia capsulata CBS 1993, 1053 nucleotides long. RefSeq lists its product as uncharacterized. The transcript is spliced from 2 exons. Gene Ontology annotation, molecular function: D-amino-acid oxidase activity; FAD binding. The coding region runs from base 1 to 1053 and encodes 350 amino acids. The record is from RefSeq and is a predicted model, not a curated record. Lineage: Eukaryota; Fungi; Ascomycota; Pichiomycetes; Pichiales; Pichiaceae.